Anguilla anguilla (European eel) is the source of this 2876-nucleotide messenger RNA. It is a transcript of the gene mylk4b, whose product is annotated as myosin light chain kinase family, member 4b. Gene Ontology annotation, molecular function: ATP binding; protein serine/threonine kinase activity. The coding region runs from base 4 to 2538 and encodes 844 amino acids. Gene Ontology annotation, biological process: intracellular signal transduction; protein phosphorylation; positive regulation of apoptotic process. Gene Ontology annotation, cellular component: nucleus; cytoplasm. NCBI's taxonomy places the organism in Eukaryota, Metazoa, Chordata, Actinopteri, Anguilliformes, Anguillidae. The record is from RefSeq and is a predicted model, not a curated record. The transcript has 14 exons.
GCCAUGGAGACGGGGAUGGAGUCCCUGAGCGAGAAGAUGGACCGGCUGAUGAGUGUCCAGGAGACGGUCCUGGGCCGGCUGCAGGACAUGUCCCAGGACGUGGAGGCCCUCAGGGGGGGCCGGGACGGGGAUGGCGGCGGCGGCGGCGAUGUGACCGGGUUGUGCCGGGAGAUGAGCGCCAUCAUGUCCGCGGUGAACCAGCGGUCCGAGCAGCAGAGCAGCAAGCUGGAGGGCGUGGAGAGGCUGGUGGUGGGCAUCCAGCAGGUCAUCGGCUUCAUCGGGGAGACGGUCAAGAGCUCCCGGCUCAUGGAGCUGGUCUUCAACAGGCCGCCCGCCGCCCGCAAGGCGGAGAAACCCGCCAAACCCGCGGCCAAGGAGAAACCUGCCAAACCUGCUGCCAAAGAGAAACCGGCCAAACUCACGGCCAAGGAGAAACCUGCCAAACCUUCUGCCAAAGAGAAACCGGCCAAACUCACGGCCAAGGAGAAACCUGCCAAACUCACGGCUAAGGAGAAACCUGCCAAACUCACGGCCAAGGAGAAACCUGCCAAACCCGCGGCCAAGGAGAAACCUGCCAAACUCACGGCUAAGGAGAAACCUGCCAAACUCACGGCCAAGGAGAAACCUGCCAAACUCACGGCCAAGGAGAAACCUGCCAAACCUGCUGCCAAAGAGAUACCAACCAUAUCAAGCAUUAAGGACAAACCUGUCGAACCCAUUGCGCAGGAGAAACCCGCCAUGUUCGACGACAAGGGCAGAAAAGCGCACAAGAGGAAGUCACUCAUCGACUUGCUCAGAGAGCAGAAGGGGAAGGACGUGAAGGAGAAGGCUCGCUCGGCCUUCAAGGGACUCAAGUCCCAGAAGAAGAAGAAGCCGCCAGAUGCAGACACCGUCUCCCUGAGGAAGCAGGCCCUGCUGCUGGAGGAAGUGCAGAAGCUCAACCAGCAGAAUGCGGAGCGCUCGGGCCGCCGGGACACCCCCGAGCCACAGGGGGGCACCGUCGCCACGGCGGGAGAGCAGACGGAGGUCGCCGCCGCCGCCGACCGGCUGGCCUUCAUCCUGGGCACGCCGCGCGCGCCCGUGGCCGAGCCGGAGGACAGCGAGGAGGAGGAGGAAGAGGAGGAGGCGGAGGCCCAGGAGGAAGAGGAGGCGCAGGUCUUCAGCGAGCCUGAGGAGCAGACAGAAGAUGGAGAUCAGCUGAAGGACGAUGAAGUCCCUGGGGCAGAGGAGGCAGAAGAGAAGGAGGAGGAGGAGGAGGAGGAGGAGGGGCAGAAGGAGGCAGAGGAGAUCCCCGCAGAUUCAGAGGUGACUGAGACAGAGGAAGUCCCCCCAGCCCCUGAGGACAUGUCGAGUGAAAUCAGCCCCAGUGUCCAAGAGAGCUGUGAGGACCCGGAGGUGGGCGCGGCCAGCAGCAAGCGGAGAGUGACCGAGGAGGACCUGCUGAAGGACGACUUGAAGAAGAGCCGGGUGGAGGAAGGGGGGGCCGAGGAAGAGGAGGGUGAGAGCGCCACCCAGCCCGAGGGUGGAGAGGAGGAGCCUGUGCCGGAGAAGAAGCAGGAGGAGGAGGAGGAGGAGGUCAGCGAGCCGCCAGCCGAAGAGUAUGUCAUUGACUGCAGUCCUCCUCCUCUAGCCCCCUUUGAGCACCGGAUAGUCGCGGCCAAACCGCACACCAUCUCAAAUUUCUACACCAUCAACCGCGAGGAGAUCCUGGGGGGAGGUCGUUUCGGCCAAGUUCAUAAAUGUGUUGAAAAUUCAUCGGGGCUUACCCUAGCUGCCAAGAUCAUCAAGGCCCGGAGUCAGAAGGAGAAGGAGGUGGUGAGGAACGAGAUCCAGGUCAUGAACCAGCUGGACCACGCCAACCUGAUCCAGCUGUACGCCGCCUACGAGUCCCGACAUGACAUCAUCCUGGUCAUGGAGUAUGUGGACGGAGGCGAGCUCUUCGACAGGAUCAUUGACGAGAACUACAACCUCACCGAGCUGGACACCGUCCUCUUCAUCCGGCAGAUCACCGAGGGUCUGCAGUACAUGCACCAGAUGUACAUCCUGCACCUGGACCUGAAGCCGGAGAACAUCUUGUGCGUGAGCAGGUCGACGAACAAGAUCAAGAUCAUCGACUUCGGCCUGGCCCGGAGGUACAAGCCCAGGGAGAAGCUGAGGGUGAAUUUCGGCACGCCCGAGUUCUUGGCUCCGGAGGUCAUCAACUACGAAUUCGUCUCAUUCCCCACAGACAUGUGGAGCCUGGGAGUCAUUACCUACAUGCUGCUCAGCGGCCUGUCGCCCUUCCUCGGUGAGGAUGACAACGAGACCCUGAACAGCAUCCUGGCCUGCCAGUGGAGCUUCGAGGAGGAGGAGUUCGCCGACAUCUCAGAGGAGGCAAAGGACUUCAUCACCAGGCUCCUGGUCAAGAGCAAGAGUUGGAGGAUGAGCGCCACAGAGUCACUGAAACACCCCUGGCUGUCCGACCGCAGGCUUCACUACCGGCUUCACCAGAAGGGAAACAAGUGCCACUCUACACACGCCCCCCCUCCUGAGAGCUAGGCAGAAGGGGGCGCCAAACUCAACAGCUCUUUCAGAGGGCAUCUGAACGAAGGUGCUUUGUGAUGACACAGGCUGUGGCCAAACCGGACCAAUGCUGCUGUCCCUGCAUAAUCACUGGGCUCACUGCUCUUUCUGUGUGUGUGUGUGUGUUUGUGGGUGUGUGUGCUUGAGUCAGUGCAUGUCCAAGGGAGGGAAUAUCAAUCAGCAAAAACAUGAAAUGUUUCCACCUUUAUCCAACAUAGUACAACCCCUGUUUCACCUGUCACUCUCACCACACACAAUGCAUAAAUUUACUACAUCCCAUUCUUAAAAAAUAAUCAUAUAUAUAUAUAUAUAUA